UAUAUAUAUAAGUCAUGGAAAUUCACUGACAACUCAUUGUCUGGUCAAAACUUUAGAUCUGAGUGGUGCUUAAACAUUCUUCUCUAAAAAGACUGAAGCUGUUUGCCUACCUGCAGUGAUGAAGGGUAACAUGCUGUUCUUUGCUCCACUGUGUUGGCUCUUUUACUGGAUGCUGCCUGUUGAGUCCAAGAAGAUCACUUUUAUCAUCGAUCUACCAGAGGCAAAGUCGGGCAUUCCAAUGAGCAUGGUUCAAGAUGCUGUUGAUGAUAUGUACUUGGGCUGCCACAACAAAAUGAUGAAAAGGAUCAACAGCAUAUACUUUAAAAAAGAGAACAAGAUGAGCCCAUUUAACGAUGUCUGGAAAAAAGCACAAGGUUGUGCCAACGAGAAACUACAACGUAAAGAUAAAGGCGAUGAGGCUCUAACUAAAGAUCACAUGCAAGCGAUCUGUGUUUAUACAUCUUAUUAUAAAAAGUUUUACGGAAUUUUCAAUGAUGCUGUCCGCACCAACAGAACAAUAUAUGGCAUCUCGUUCCCAUAUCACUCUUUACAUUUCUGGCUGACAUCUGCUGUACAGAUCCUCAGUAACAAUAUAAACUGUCACACUACUUACCGCAGAACCAAUUCAGAGUUUAGUGGUGAUGUCAACCAAAUAAUUCGGUUUGGUUUCUUUGCCUCCAGCUCUCACAAGACAACAUUGACCCACUUUGGUAAGAAAACCUGCUUUAAAAUUAAGACCUGUUCAGGUGCUUUCCUGAAACAUUAUUCAUCUCUUGGAGACCAUGAGCAAGAGAUACUUAUCCCCCCCUAUGAGAAGUUCAAGAUAACUGGUAAAAAGAGAGGAUCAUUUGUCGAAGGUCUGAGUGAUUGUGAGAAUGUCUAUAUCUUGGUGAGCGCAGGAGUUGACAGCAAUCUAAACUGCAAAGCUGCCUACUUAUGAAAGACCUGUUGUUCUAUGUACUUCAACUGGUGGAGCAGAGUGAAAACUAAGAUGAAAAUGUAUUGUUGUUCAGCAUAUGUGCAAAUAAUCCAUCUAAAAUCCAAGCUCAUUAUAAUAUUGUAAUAAUAAUAAUAAUAAAAAUAUGAAAUAAAAUGUCGGUUCUCUUUCUGUGUGCCGAUCUGACAGCAACAUUCUGCUUUAUGAUGAUGAAUCAUGCACAAGUUGAAGGAGCUGGUGGGAUUACAUUUCACUGGAAUUGUACCUUGUACGAUUUCACGUAACAAACAAAAAACUGAUUGACGGAAUAUAUCCCUAUAUUCUCCUCAACGUCUAAAUUACAGCUUGGGGUUCUCUAAUUACUUUAUGUUUACAUACUUCCCUUAACAAAUUAUACUGUACAGCAAGCAACACAAGCAAGUUUAAACAAGUUUUAAAAGCAUUUGUAACAUAUAUUGUCGACAAACAUUGUCUGAAUGAAAUCAAUAAAUUGUAAAACACCAACCUUUUGUUUUCCUUGGUGAAUAGCAGUACAUUAACUACCAACAAGUCGAUAGAGGUAAAUACAAUUUACUGUUUAAUAGGCCUUUUCUGCACAAUUCUGGAUAUGUGUUUAUUGUGUUUAAUCAGAAUUAGGGGUAACCUUUGAAAAUGUCGGUACACAUAUUUCUAAUUACCAAGGGAUGAGUAAGGAAUGCUUUUGAUUUGCAGCCAUAUGUAGCAUGCCCAGUACUUUUUGUGCGAUCACAGGUUGAGGUUGUUG
Sander lucioperca (pikeperch) is the source of this 1700-nucleotide messenger RNA. Its product is annotated as ecto-ADP-ribosyltransferase 5-like. Gene Ontology annotation, molecular function: NAD+ poly-ADP-ribosyltransferase activity; NAD+-protein-arginine ADP-ribosyltransferase activity. The record is from RefSeq and is a predicted model, not a curated record. Lineage: Eukaryota; Metazoa; Chordata; Actinopteri; Perciformes; Percidae. Bases 119 to 940 code for a protein of 273 amino acids. The transcript has 4 exons.